GUGUCAAAUGUCAGUCAACCUUACCUAACCUAAAAAUCCCAAGGGCAAGGGCUCUUUUUACAAUAAAUCUAAAUUUCUAAGGGAUAAAAUGCCCGAUUGCAGCGGAAAUUACGAAUCGGAAAUCGAGGAGGGCAAAAACAAACGUCCCGUGAAAUGUAAAUUCUGCUCGUCGGUAAUUUUAACCCCCUCAUCGGCAUCUUUCGCUACAUUACAGUUUGACCUACCGUUAAUUAAACAAACAAAAGGGGACCAGACGAGCCCUGAAACUGAGAACACCUCGCUAUUUUGGGCGGUAACAUCCCCGUUUAUAUUUCAUAAUGUGGGGUUCUCAAACACAGUGGGUAACACCAAAUAUUUGACAUGUGCCGAUUGUGAGGCUGGACCGAUCGGUUAUCAUGACAUUCCUAGUCAGAUGAGUUAUGUGGCACUUACUAGGGUCUCUCAUGGGGAGCCUGAAUGAAUGGCGGGUAAAGUUUAAGGUUUUUUUUGUACUGUAACUGUUUUUUUUUUAAAUAAAAAGAUGUUAAAAUCCA
Messenger RNA from Anthonomus grandis grandis, 533 nucleotides. RefSeq names its product guanine nucleotide exchange factor MSS4 homolog (gene strat). Gene Ontology annotation, cellular component: cytosol; membrane. The record is from RefSeq and is a predicted model, not a curated record. Gene Ontology annotation, molecular function: zinc ion binding; guanyl-nucleotide exchange factor activity. The transcript is spliced from 2 exons. NCBI's taxonomy places the organism in Eukaryota, Metazoa, Arthropoda, Insecta, Coleoptera, Curculionidae. Bases 89 to 460 code for a protein of 123 amino acids. Gene Ontology annotation, biological process: small GTPase-mediated signal transduction; post-Golgi vesicle-mediated transport.